GUAAUUCAUAGCCCGUACAUAUCGCCAGCCAAUACUGCGUGCUGAUACCAUAGAGCUUUACGCCUAGAAGGUCGUAUUCGUUGGUUGCCAUUUUAUUCUUUGCAUUUGGGAGAAAAUAGGACAGUUUUUGCAUCUUAAGAAAACUUUGCAAGGCUUUCUCAUCGUCAUGGCUUCUAAGCAGUCUGGAAAAGAAGAAAGAAUCAGGUAUGUGAAGGGAGACCUUUUUACCUCUCCUGGAACUGAUUCCUUGGCUCACUGCAUCAGUGAAGAUUGCCACAUGAGUGCUGGCAUAGCUGCCAUUUUUAAGAAAAAGUUUGAUGGUGUGCAGGAACUCUUGAAUCAAAAAAAAACUACUGGGGAGGUUGCUGUUCUGAAGAGGGAGAACCGAUAUGUGUACUAUCUGAUUACAAAAAACAAAUACUUUCACAAGCCUACAUAUGAUAAUCUACGCAGCAGUUUAGAAGCUAUGAAAAUCCAUUGCCUGAAGAAUGGUGUAACUUGCAUUUCUAUGCCCAAGAUUGGGUGUGGACUUGAUCGCCUGGAUUGGACUAAAGUUUCAUUAAUGCUUGAGGAAGUAUUUGAAGAUACAGAUGUUAAAAUCACAGUUUAUACCCUUUAAAGUAGCAUUCUUGAGAGAAUUGUUCUACUUUUCUGGAAGUUUUUUUGAAUCAUUGAUAAUGUUCAGUCACAUAUAGUAUGAUGUAGUAUUAUGUAUAAAAUACACAGCUAGAUUUUUCAAAGAUACUCUGUUUUAAUAUUACAGCCAACCACUAGAUGUCUCUGUCUACUAUUUGGCAAAUGAACCUAAUUUAAAACAGCAAAAUUUCUUGUGAUGCAGUGUUUGGUUAAUUUUUUUUGACUGGUUUUCAUUUUUCAAAAUGAAAACUAUGAAUGGUGGUGAAAUAUUAAAAAUGUAUUUGCUGUUUUUUGUUUUUACAGAAAUAAAAUAAAAAUAUGUUUC
Molecule: messenger RNA, 961 nt
Organism: Sphaerodactylus townsendi
Lineage: Eukaryota; Metazoa; Chordata; Lepidosauria; Squamata; Sphaerodactylidae
Gene: OARD1
Product: O-acyl-ADP-ribose deacylase 1
Exons: 6
Coding region: 167-619 (150 amino acids)
Biological process (GO): peptidyl-glutamate ADP-deribosylation
Source: RefSeq, a predicted model, not a curated record